UUGCUCCUCUACAGAGCCACCGCAACACCUGCCGCCCGCAUAUUGCCUCCCAAUAGUCAUCACAAUUUUAGUGCUGUACUGGCGUAUACGUUACUAAGAUUUCGGAAUCGAGUCCAUCUCAAGCAACCCGCGCUGUGCGCACGGCCCAGUGUCGCAAUUAUCGGUGCACCAGCAGUUCGACUCACUAUUCUUACGACGUUCGCAAUUAUUUGAGGCGGAUCAGGAUCUGGGUGGAAUGGCGAGUGAGAUGCAGGCUCGGACGAGUCGGGCCGGCUCGGGCCGCAUCACCGUCACUCCGUCUAAGCCUCCCGGGAGCCCCCCGAUCGGAGUCACUCCGUCUGAGCCUCUUCCACCAGCCUUGAACUUGCCGCGGCGCGCCCAUCUGGUUGUUCCAUCCGAGGCUCUCGAAUGAGCUAUAAAGCAGGGUCACUCUAGCGAUAAGCAAAUAAUUCCGGGUGAUUCGAUUUUCUAUCUUCAGCCUACUACUACUUCCUUCUCCAAUCAGAUCUCCGAACCGUCUCCGCCUUCAAAAUCAUGGCCUUCACUCCAGCUCGCGUCUUAGUCUUAGCGGCAUUCCUGGCGGCGAUGCUCGCAAUCGCCUUCGCCGAUCACGAGGAAGUCGACACCUACUCGGCCAAGCUGCUGGGAGCCAACGAGGUUCCCAAGAAUGACUCCCAAGCUGCUAGGAACGCCGUCGGCGACCAACGCGGCGUGGUGUACAUGAAGCUGCGCAUCUACAAGGAGGACGGCAAGGCCAAGUGGGUCAAGUACACGGUGAAGGCGAGCCGGCUGAAGGGCGAGAUGCCACCGAUCAAGACGCACGUGCACCCAGGGAGGAAGGGCGAGAACAACCCCGUGCUGCUGGACCUGCCAUGCACCUACGAGAAGAAGGGCGCCGAGGAGUGGCGCUGCGAGGGCGCGCUCGGGAAGGACAAAAAGGAUCGCUCCGACUCGCUGCUGUCGGCGCUCAAGGCCAUCUCCAAGGACCCCAGCGCGCACUAUGGGAAUAUCCACACGAAGAGGUACCCUGAUGGCGCCGUGCGCGGACAGUUCUCUAAGGAGUAGGAAAGGAAGCUAGAAAGCUGCUUUUGCUAAGGGGAGCUGUCUAGAAUGCUCAGCAAGCAAGGGAAUAAAGAGCAGUUGGUAUAACGGGGGUAUCGGUAGAGUGGCGAAUUGGCAGCCAAUAGCGUGUUUCGCUUUGUUCGGUGUUGGUGCAUCCUAUAAUGAAAUUCGUUUUGAUGA
This is a messenger RNA of Closterium sp. NIES-67, 1242 nucleotides long. The record is from the annotation of a GenBank genome assembly. NCBI's taxonomy places the organism in Eukaryota, Viridiplantae, Streptophyta, Zygnematophyceae, Desmidiales, Closteriaceae.